Molecule: messenger RNA, 1126 nt
Organism: Salvia splendens (bonfire salvia)
Lineage: Eukaryota; Viridiplantae; Streptophyta; Magnoliopsida; Lamiales; Lamiaceae
Product: PXMP2/4 family protein 4
Exons: 4
Coding region: 137-880 (247 amino acids)
Cellular component (GO): cytoplasm; membrane
Source: RefSeq, a predicted model, not a curated record
UCGUCUUCACCAAAAAGGCAAAAAUAAUUUGUUCUGUUGCAACCGCCAACCUAAAUUCUUGCAGCCUAUUCGACUGAUAAUCCCACUCUCCCACCAUUCCUCUUUCUCCGCACCUGCACCAAAUCAUUAACCAACCAUGAGAUUUCACUUCGCUAACGAUUUCGCCGGCACUGCCCUCCGCCGCCGUUUUGCUGCAACGUACAACCAGCAAUGCAGAGCGUACGCUCCAUUCCGCCGCCUCCACCACUUCACCAAUAAACCCUCACCUCCGAAUCGCAUUUCCCCUUCCCUGUCGACAUUCCGCCGCUUUUGCUCAUCCAAAUCCUCGGGUUCUCGUAUGGGAUUGCUAGGCUGGUAUUUGGGGAUGUUGGAGUCGCGUCCGAUUUUGACCAAGAGUCUUUCUUCCGGCCUUAUUUAUGCGGCGGCUGACACUACUUCACAGCUAUUUACAAUGGAUCCCAAUGGUACUUGGGAUCCAAUAAGGACACUGAGAAUUGCUGGGUUCGGGCUGUUUAUGCUAGGUCCGUCACAGCAUUAUUGGUUUAACUUUGUUGCGAGAGUAUUGCCAAACCGUGAUCUGAUAUCUACAUUGAAGAAAAUGGCAAUGGGACAGCUUGUUUAUGCGCCGGUGAUCAAUGGCAUUUUCUUUUCUUAUAAUGCAGCUGCUCAAGGAGAAAACGGGAAUGAGAUUGCUGCGAGAUUGAAGCGAGACCUGAUUCCAACUUUGCUAAACGGUCUUAUGUACUGGCCUCUGUGUGACUUCUUGACAUACAGAGUCGUCCCUGUCCAUCUACAGCCCUUAAUGAAUAGUUCAUGCGCGUUCUUGUGGAGCAUAUAUUUGACGUACAUGGCGAGCUUAGAGAAAGCUAUUCCAACAUAACUUGAAUUGUUGGAGAAGGGCUACUCUCCUUUCAAUUUUACAAAGAAGUUGAGAUCGUCACUUCCAUCAUUCAAGCAAGAGGCACAAAUAGUGGUUGUAAUUAAUCUGUAUUGUCUCUUGAUAUGUCCCUAAAUCCUUAUAUCCUCUCCCUAUUUGUGUUUGGAUUAGAUAAUUGGAAACUAAACCAUGAGAUUAUGAUGGGAUUUGGAUAAAGAUUUUUGCUAGGUAUCUACCAUAGCUAUUGCA